Glarea lozoyensis ATCC 20868 is the source of this 657-nucleotide messenger RNA. RefSeq lists its product as uncharacterized. The transcript is spliced from 4 exons. The coding region runs from base 1 to 657 and encodes 218 amino acids. The record is from RefSeq and is a predicted model, not a curated record. NCBI's taxonomy places the organism in Eukaryota, Fungi, Ascomycota, Leotiomycetes, Helotiales, Helotiaceae.
AUGUAUAUGAAAUCAUCCAUCAUCGUUCUUGCUGCUAUUGCAGAGUUGGCUUUCGGUCACGGUGCCAUUGUCAAGGCUGUUGGUGACCAGGGUGGAGAGGGAACGGCUCUUGGUGUUGUUGCAACCACUCCUCGUGACGGAUCAAAGAGAGACCCAGAUCAACAAGAUUCCACCCGAUUCAAGAACGCCGCCGCUGAUGCUUGCGGAGAGACUCUUGGUGGCGGAACCAACGAUCCAGCUACCCAAGUUCCUCAGAUGCUCGCUGCCAACGGCGGCAACAUGCCUCAGAUCUCCCAGGGUGGAAUGGUCAUGAUGACUCUCCACCAGGUCAACGGUGACGGUGCUGGUCCCUACAGCUGUAUGAUUGAUUCCACUGGCACCGGUGCCCAGUGGACCAACAUGCAAGUCGCUACCAACGUUCCUGGCAAAAACUCCCGAAGCAACGCCAAGGCCACUGACUUCCCUCUCACCGCCAAGGUCGCUGCUGACCAAGAGUGCACUGGUACCGCCGGUGGCAUGACUGGUGUCUGCAUGGUCCGAUGCAACAACGAUGCCAACGCUGGUCCAUUCGGUGGAUGUGUCCCAGUCCAGAUGGUUUCUGGCAACGCCACUGCCGCAGCCAAGAAGACCAGACGUACCCUCAAGUUCGCCGUCUAA